AGUACUCCGAUGUUGAGAUAAAAUCAAGAGCAAAUCUGAAAGCGUUGGUUAAUUGAUAGAGGGAUGGAUGGAUGACUUGGGAAGGGAGAAGCAACAAGAACAAACAGUUCGUUGGUCCCUCCCAAAAGAGAAGAUGGAUGAGUGGAUGGAUGGAUGGCUGCUUUCUCUUCUCCCCCCCUCCCCGUCCGCCUUCUCUUUCUCUCCUCUUCCUCCCUCCUUCAUCUUUCUCCUCUUCGAUCUCCUCCUUUUCUUCCUUCUCUCCUCCCCUCCUCCCCUCCUCACUCUCUCAUCCUCCAAUUACUGACAUUAAUUUCCUUCUUAAUCAUAUAUUGAACUAUUAACCUCUGCUGCAUCUUCCGUGACAGCAUUCCUCCCCCCCCUCCUCCUCCUUCAGCUUUUUCCCUCCCUGCGUCUCUUCCGCCCCCUUUUCCUCCCCGCAUUCUUCCAUUGACUGGUACGCGCUCGG
Aspergillus fijiensis CBS 313.89 is the source of this 466-nucleotide messenger RNA. RefSeq lists its product as uncharacterized. The record is from RefSeq and is a predicted model, not a curated record. The transcript is spliced from 2 exons. Bases 72 to 341 code for a protein of 89 amino acids. Lineage: Eukaryota; Fungi; Ascomycota; Eurotiomycetes; Eurotiales; Aspergillaceae.